Molecule: messenger RNA, 1388 nt
Organism: Oryctolagus cuniculus (rabbit)
Lineage: Eukaryota; Metazoa; Chordata; Mammalia; Lagomorpha; Leporidae
Gene: ING4
Product: inhibitor of growth family member 4
Biological process (GO): regulation of DNA-templated transcription; positive regulation of apoptotic process
Cellular component (GO): nucleus
Source: RefSeq, a predicted model, not a curated record
GGAAAUACUAUGACCCAAGAAUAGCUUCCGGGGCGAAUCGGAAGUUGCUUUGUUUUGCUCCAAGAUGGCUGCGGGGAUGUAUUUGGAACAUUAUCUGGACAGCAUCGAAAACCUGCCCUUUGAGUUACAGAGAAACUUUCAGCUCAUGAGGGACCUGGACCAGAGAACAGAAGACCUGAAGGCUGAAAUUGACAAGUUGGCCACUGAGUAUAUGAGUAGCGCCCGCAGCCUGAGCUCCGAGGAAAAAUUGGCCCUUCUCAAACAGAUCCAGGAGGCCUAUGGCAAGUGCAAGGAGUUUGGUGACGACAAGGUGCAGCUUGCCAUGCAGACCUAUGAGAUGGUGGACAAACACAUUCGGCGACUGGACACGGACCUGGCCCGUUUUGAGGCUGAUCUGAAGGAGAAACAGAUUGAGUCAAGUGACUAUGACAGCUCUUCCAGCAAAGGCAAAAAGAGUCGGACUCAGAAGGAGAAGAAAGCUGCCCGCGCUCGUUCCAAAGGGAAAAACUCAGACGAGGAAACCCCCAAGGCCGCCCAGAAGAAGCUAAAACUAGUGCGCACAAGUCCUGAGUAUGGGAUGCCCUCAGUGACCUUUGGCAGUGUCCACCCCUCUGAUGUGUUGGAUAUGCCUGUGGAUCCCAACGAACCCACCUAUUGCCUUUGUCACCAGGUCUCCUAUGGAGAGAUGAUUGGCUGUGACAACCCUGAUUGUUCCAUUGAGUGGUUCCACUUUGCCUGUGUGGGGCUGACCACCAAGCCUCGGGGAAAAUGGUUUUGCCCACGCUGUUCGCAAGAACGGAAGAAGAAAUAGAUAAGGGCCUUGGAUUCCAACAGUUUCUUUCACAUCCCCUGCCCUGGGCUCGUGGGCAGAGGAAUGCCUGUGCUGGGGCCAGGGGUUCAGGGAGAAGUGGAUGGCACCACGCUGUCAUCCCUUCUUCCCCUACUCUACUCCCGACUCCUGGUGCCCGGGCUGCACCCAAGCCCAGCAGGGGAGGGUGCCACAGCCGCCAACAGAUGUGCUCUCGUUUGGCCUCCCCUCCGGGGGAAGUGGUCUUGCCCACUGUCCUUCGCCCCCGUGCUGGCGUCGGUGCUGUAUUUCCGAGGGAGGGUCCACUUUGUUCCCCUUGUUUUGUAUAUAAAGACCGGGGCAGUUGCCCCAGCCCUCUUAAUUCCCCUACCCCUUUUCGGGGGCUAGGUGUGACGAACUUGCUUCUCCCUUCUCUUCCUGCUUUCUUCAUGGGGGUAUGCCGCACAUCAUCUGGGCUUGGGCCCUACUUUUGGGGCCUCCCCUUUCCUCCGUGCCAAGGGGAUUUAUCCUCGCCUUGUGAGUGGGAGAAGGCUUACGUGUUAAAGGCAUCUGGGUGGGUAAAUAAAAGCUGUACAUGUUG